AUGGCUGCUACGAACGGCGCUGUGAUCCCUCCGGCCUCCAUCCCCAUCCGGGGUGGCAGUGACCGGGCCAUGGCCCUCGAGCUGGAGGAUGGUACCGUCUACCAGGGUUACAACUUUGGUGCCGAGAAGAGUGUGUCUGGUGAAUUGGUCUUCCAGACCGGUAUGGUCGGUUACCCCGAGUCCAUUACCGACCCCUCAUACCGCGGCCAGAUCCUGGUUGUGACUUUCCCACUUGUCGUGCUUCUGGGUCUCCCUAAGUACUUCGAGUCGAAUGAGAUCCACGUCGCUGCAUUGGUGGUGGCAACCUAUGCUGGCGAGGAUUACUCCCACUUCUUGGCUAAGUCCUCUCUGGGUACAUGGCUGAAGGAGCAGGGUGUUCCUGCUAUUCACGGUGUCGAUACCCGUGCGCUGACCAAGCGCAUCCGUGAGAAGGGUAGUAUGUUGGGCCGUUUGCUGCUCCAAAAGGCCGGCGAUGCUACCGCUUUGACCGCGGCUACCGACGCCAACUGGAAGCCUCACUUCGAGGAGAUCGAAUGGGUUGACCCUAACACAAAGAACCUCGUUGCUGAGGUCUCUAUCCGUGAGCCCCGUCUCUACACUCCCCCCGCUGAUGUUGCUCUCAAGCACCCCUCGGGUCGCAAUGUUCGCGUGCUCUGCUUGGAUGUCGGUAUGAAGUUCAACCAGCUGCGCUGCUUGCUUUCCCGUGGUGUUGAGGUCAUGGUCGUUCCUUGGGACUAUGACUUCCCUGCUCUUGCUGGCAAAGACUACGACGGUCUGUUUGUCUCCAACGGUCCUGGUGACCCUGCGACCCUGACCACUACCGUCAACAACCUCUCCAAGAUGUUCAAGGAGUGCCGCACACCCGUUUUCGGUAUUUGCUUGGGUCACCAGCUGAUUGCCCGCUCCGUCGGUGCUACCACCAGCAAGAUGAAGUUCGGAAACCGUGGUCACAACAUUCCCUGCACAAGCAUGAUCUCCGGAAAGUGCCACAUCACUUCUCAGAACCACGGUUACGCCGUCGAUGCCUCCAGUCUUCAGGAUGGCUGGGAGGAGCUGUUCGUUAACGCCAACGAUGGCAGUAACGAGGGUAUCCGUCACACCACUCGUCCUUUCUUCAGUGUCCAGUUCCACCCUGAGAGCACUCCCGGUCCUCGCGACACCGAGUACCUGUUCGAUGUCUUCAUCAACACCAUCCAGAACACCAUUGCGUCCGCCGACGCUCUUGCCAAGCCCGUCCACUUCCCUGGCGGUCUUAUCGAGGACAACCGCAAGGCUGCUCCCCGUGUCUCUGUCAAGAAGGUCUUGGUCCUGGGUAGUGGUGGUCUGAGUAUCGGUCAGGCUGGUGAGUUCGACUACUCUGGUAGUCAGGCUAUCAAGGCUUUGAAGGAGGAGGGUAUCUACACCAUCCUGAUCAACCCCAAUAUUGCCACCAUUCAGACCUCCAAGGGUCUGGCUGACAAGGUUUACUUCCUGCCUGUCAACGCCGACUUCGUCCGCAAGGUCAUCAAGCACGAGCGUCCCGAUGCCAUCUAUGUCACCUUCGGUGGUCAGACCGCCCUUCAGGUCGGUAUUCAGCUCAAGGAUGAGUUCGAGGGUCUUGGUGUCAAGGUUCUGGGUACUCCCAUUGACACCAUUAUCACCACUGAGGAUCGUGAGCUGUUCGCUCGCAGCAUGGACUCCAUCAACGAGAAGUGUGCCAAGUCUGCCUCUGCCUCCACCAUCGAGGAAUCGAUGCGGGUCGUUGAGGGUAUUGGUUUCCCUGUCAUUGUCCGUGCUGCUUACGCCCUGGGUGGUCUUGGUAGUGGUUUCGCCGAGAACAUGGAUGAACUGAAGGAGCUUUGCACUAAGGCCCUGGCCGUCAGCCCCCAGGUGCUGAUCGAGCGCAGUAUGAAGGGUUGGAAGGAAAUCGAGUACGAGGUUGUUCGUGAUGCUCAGGACAACUGUAUCACUGUCUGCAACAUGGAGAACUUCGAUCCCCUCGGUAUCCACACUGGUGACUCUAUUGUCGUCGCUCCUUCUCAGACCCUCUCUGAUGAGGACUACAACAUGCUGCGUACUACUGCCGUCAAUGUCAUUCGCCACCUCGGUGUUGUUGGUGAAUGUAACAUUCAGUAUGCUCUUAACCCCUUCUCCAAGCAGUACUGCAUUAUCGAGGUCAAUGCCCGUCUGUCUCGAUCCUCUGCUCUUGCCUCCAAGGCUACUGGUUAUCCUCUGGCGUUCAUUGCUGCCAAGCUGGGUCUGGGUAUUCCCCUGAACGAGAUUAAGAACUCUGUUACCAAGUCUACUUGCGCCUGUUUCGAGCCUUCUCUUGACUACUGUGUUGUCAAGAUUCCCCGUUGGGAUCUGAAGAAGUUCACUCGUGUCUCUACUCAGCUGGGCUCCUCCAUGAAGAGUGUUGGUGAAGUUAUGAGCAUUGGUCGCACUUUCGAAGAAGCUAUCCAGAAGGCCAUCCGUUCCGUCGAUUUCCACAACCUGGGUUUCAAUGAGACCAGCGCCCUGAUGUCCAUCAAGGGCGAGCUCCAGACUCCCUCUGACCAGCGUCUGUUUGCCAUUGCUAACGCUAUGGCUACUGGCUACUCUGUUGAUGAUAUCUGGAAGCUCACCAGCAUUGAUAAGUGGUUCCUGACUCGCCUUAAGGGCCUCAGCGACUUCGGCAAAUCUAUCUCUGCUUUCAAUGCCAACGAUGUCCCCAUGCCUAUGAUCCGCCAGGCUAAGCAGCUUGGUUUCUCUGAUAGCCAGCUCGCUAAGUUCCUGAGCUCCAACGAACUGGCUAUCCGUCGUAAGCGUGUCGAGGCUGGUAUCACCCCUAUCGUGAAGCAGAUUGAUACUGUCGCUGCUGAGUUCCCUGCGGUCACCAACUACCUUUACCUCACCUACAAUGCCUCCGAGCACGACCUUAAGUUCGAUGAUCACGGUAUCAUGGUUCUUGGAUCUGGUGUCUACCGUAUUGGUUCCUCUGUUGAGUUCGAUUGGUGCUCUGUACGCACUAUCCGCACUCUGCGUGAGCAGGGCCACAAGACUAUCAUGGUUAACUACAACCCUGAGACUGUCAGUACCGACUACGACGAGGCCGAUCGUCUCUACUUUGAGAACAUCAACCUCGAGACUGUUCUUGACAUCUACCAGCUGGAGACUUCCAGUGGUGUCAUUAUGUCCAUGGGUGGUCAGACCCCCAACAACAUUGCCCUGCCCCUGCACCGCCUGAACGUCAACAUCCUCGGUACCUCCCCUGAGAUGAUUGACGGUGCUGAGAACCGUUACAAGUUCUCUCGCAUGUUGGACCGCAUUGGUGUCGACCAACCUGCUUGGAAGGAGCUCACCAGCAUCGACGAGGCCCGCGAGUUCUGCAACAAGGUCAGCUACCCUGUGCUGGUUCGUCCCUCCUACGUGCUUUCCGGUGCUGCCAUGAACACUGUCUACUCUGAGCACGAUCUGGCCAACUACCUCAACCAGGCUGCUGAUGUGUCUCGCGAGCACCCCGUUGUCAUUACCAAGUACAUUGAGAACGCCAAGGAAAUUGAGAUGGAUGCUGUCGCCCGUAACGGUGUGAUGGUUGGUCACUUCAUCUCUGAGCACGUCGAGAACGCCGGUGUCCACUCCGGUGAUGCCACUUUGAUCCUGCCUCCCCAGGAUCUGGACCCUGAGACUAUUCGCCGCAUCGAGGAGGCUACUCGCAAGAUUGGUAACGCCCUGAACGUCACUGGUCCUUACAACAUUCAGUUCAUUGCCAAGGACAACGACAUCAAGGUCAUUGAGUGCAACGUUCGUGCUUCGCGUUCGUUCCCCUUCGUGUCCAAGGUCAUGGGUGUUGACCUGAUCGAGAUGGCUACCAAGGCCAUGCUCGGCCUUCCUACCCCCCCUGUCAACGUUCCCAAGGACUACGUUGGUGUCAAGGUUCCUCAGUUCUCCUUCUCCCGUCUCUCUGGUGCUGACCCCGUUCUCGGUGUCGAGAUGGCCUCCACUGGUGAGGUUGCCUCUUUCGGUCGUGACAAGUACGAGGCCUACCUGAAGGCUCUGCUCUCCACUGGCUUCAAGCUCCCCAAGCGCAACAUCCUGUUCUCUAUUGGUUCCUACAAGGAGAAGAUGGAGAUGCUGCCUUCCAUCCAGAAGCUCCACCAGCUUGACUACAACCUGUUCGCUACCUCUGGUACUGCGGACUUCCUGAAGGAGAAUGGUGUCCCCGUCAAGUACCUUGAGCUCUUGUCUGGCGAAGACGAGUCUGACAUCAAGUCUGAGUACUCUUUGACUCAGCACUUGUCCAACAACCUCAUCGAUCUGUACAUCAACUUGCCAUCCAACAACCGCUUCCGUCGCCCUGCCAACUACAUGUCCAAGGGUUACCGCACUCGUCGUAUGGCUGUUGACUACCAGACCCCUCUUGUCACCAACGUCAAGAAUGCCAAGAUCCUUAUUGAAGCCAUUGCUCGCCACUACCCUCUGAACAUCCAGACCUCUGACUUCCAGACUAGCCACCGCACUGUGGUUUUGCCCGGUCUUGUCAACAUCGCUGCCUUUGUUCCCGGACUUGCCACCCCCGGCUCUCAGGACUUUGAGGCUGUCACCAAGGCUUCCAUCGCCGCUGGUUUCACCAUGGUCCGUGUCAUGCCUGUCGGUACCAACAGCUCCGUCACUCAGGCCAGCGAUCUGAAGAUUGUUCAGCAGAAUGCUCAGGACAAGUCUUUCUGUGAUUUCAACGUCUCAGUCGCAGCCACUGCUACCAACGCUGACCAGAUCACUCAGAUCACCGGUGAAGUGGGCUCUCUUUUCAUCCCCUUCAACCACCUUUCUGGUAACAUCAACAAGGUGGCCACCGUGACCAAUCACUUCUCCUCUUGGCCUUCCAGCAAGCCCAUCAUCACUGAUGCUAAGGGAACUGACCUUGCCUCCAUCUUGCUCCUGGCGAGUCUGCACAGCCGCAACAUUCACGUCAUGAGCGUGACCUCCAAGGAGGACAUCAAGCUCAUUGCUCUGAGCAAGGAGAAGGGUCUGAAGGUUACUUGCGAUGUGUCCAUCUACUGCCUGUUCCUUUCCCAGGCCGACUACCCGGAUUGCAGCGCUCUGCCCUCUGCUGAGGACCAGAAGGCUCUGUGGGACCACAUGAGCACCAUCGAUGUCUUCUCCAUUGGCAGCAUCCCCUUCCAGCUCGCUGGUAAGGAGGCUUCUCCUGAGGCUGGUAUUGCUGAGGCCCUCCCUCUGCUCUUCACUGCUGUUGCUGAUGGUCGCCUCACCGUCGAGGACGUGACCGCUCGUCUCUACGAAAACCCCAAGGCCAUCUUCGAGCUCCACGACCAGGCCGAUGCCUCCUUGGAGAUCGAGGUUGACCGUCCUUAUGUUUUCCAGAACGCCAAGUCUUGGUCUCCCUUCAACGGCAAGAUGAUGCGCGGCUCUGUCCAGCGUGUUGUCUUCCAGGGCAAGACCUCUUGCCUUGACGGCGAGAUCAGCUCUGAUGCUAUCAAGGGUGUUGACAUGUCUGCUCACCGCAUCGUGCCCACUUCCCCAAUCCAGAAGCCCACUACUCCCAUGGUUCGACCCGAGAGCUCCCUGGACCGCCACACCUCUGUUGCUGGCACCCCUGGCCGUCGCCUCCGCACUCUGGAGUCCACCGUCCCUGCCGUUGGUGAGCUUGGACCUCCUCUGUACCCCUCCUCCCAGAUCUCCUCCUCGCUGCAGGAAAUGCUUUCCCGCUCUCCCUUCCGUGGCAAGCACGUCCUCUCCGUGAACCAGUUCACUCGCGCCGACCUUCACCUGCUCUUCACUGUUGCUCAGGAGAUGCGUCUCGGUGUUCAGCGUCACGGUGUCCUUGACGUCCUCAAGGGCCGCGUUCUGGCUACUUUGUUCUACGAGCCUUCCACUCGCACCUCGGCCUCCUUCGAUGCCGCUAUGCAGCGCCUGGGUGGUCGUGUCAUCCCCAUCUCCACCGAGCACUCCUCUACCCAGAAGGGUGAGAGUCUCCAGGACACCGUCCGCACUCUUGCCUGCUACGGUGAUGCCGUGGUCCUGCGCCACCCCAGCCCUAACAGCACCGAGAUUGCCGCCAAGUUCUCUCCCGUCCCCAUCAUCAACGGUGGAAACGGCUCCAUUGAGCACCCUACCCAGGCCUUCCUGGACCUCUUCACCAUCCGUGAGGAGCUUGGCACCGUUGCCGGUCUGACCAUCACCUUCACUGGUGAUCUCCGCUACGGCCGCACUGUCCACUCCCUGAUCAAGUUGCUCCAGUCCAACUUGUCUCCCCCCAAGGAGCUGGCUCUGCCCGAGGAUGUCCGCCAGCAGCUUGUUGCCUCUGGCCAGCUGCUCCUCGAGACUGAGGAGCUGACUCCUGAGAUCGUUGCUCGCUCCGACGUUCUGUACUCUACUCGUGUCCAGAAGGAGCGCUUCUCCGACCUCGCCCAGUACGAGCGUCUUAAGAACAGCUUCGUCAUUGACAACGCUCUUCUGAAGCAUGCUAAGAGCCACAUGGUUGUGAUGCACCCUCUGCCUCGCAACGCCGAGGUCAGCGAGGAGGUUGACUUUGACCAGCGUGCUGCUUACUUCCGCCAGAUGCGCUAUGGUCUGUACUGCCGCAUGGCCCUCUUGGCCCUGGUUUUGGCACCAUAA
Penicillium malachiteum is the source of this 6594-nucleotide messenger RNA. Its product is annotated as bifunctional carbamoylphosphate synthetase/aspartate transcarbamylase. The transcript has 6 exons. The record is from RefSeq and is a predicted model, not a curated record. Gene Ontology annotation, molecular function: aspartate carbamoyltransferase activity; carbamoyl-phosphate synthase (glutamine-hydrolyzing) activity; ATP binding. Bases 1 to 6594 code for a protein of 2197 amino acids. Gene Ontology annotation, cellular component: cytosol; cytoplasm. Gene Ontology annotation, biological process: L-glutamine metabolic process; 'de novo' pyrimidine nucleobase biosynthetic process; L-citrulline biosynthetic process. Lineage: Eukaryota; Fungi; Ascomycota; Eurotiomycetes; Eurotiales; Aspergillaceae.